AUGUCAUCGGGCGGCCUGCACUCGCUGGCCACCAUCAUCAAGCGGCUUGAAGCUGCAACGUCACGGCUCGAAGACCUCGCCAAUUUACCUCAACCAGGAUUCCUUCCCGCACCGAAUGGAGCUGCGUCUGCGAACCUCCCCGCCUUGUCAGAACCUACGCCCGUCCCUCCGCCACCUCCGCCGCCUGCACCUGCGCUCGUGACGAUCGAGACACCCCGGAGCGUAGAGGCGUUCGACGAGACGAUCAUGGAGGCGAAGGUCAAGCCGUUCGUGGAGUUGACCAAGAGCUUCGCGGUCCCAUCUGUCGUCGAGCAGGUGGGCAUGGUCGAGAAAGAGUUCGAGGACCUGCGCGCAUUGCUGCUCCUCGCCGCGAACUGCAAGAAACCCGACCAGAUGACGUUCGAGUCGCUCCUCGGACCGCUGCAAAAGGACAUCGAGGUCAUCACGCGCGCGAAGGAGGCCAACAGGAAGGAUAGGGACUGGCUGAACCACCUGUCGACGGUUGCGGAGGGUGGAACGUGUGUCGGCUGGGUUACUGUGGAGCCCAAGCCCGGUCCGUUUGUCGCUGAAGUCAAGGAUUCAACCAUGUUCUACGCGAAUCGUGUGCUGAAGGAGUUCAGGGAGAAAGACCCGAAGCACGUCGAGUGGGUCAACACAUAUGCGUCGCUCCUUGAGGACUUGCGCAAGUACAUCAUGGAUUACCACACUACCGGACUGGCUUGGAAUUCAAGGGGCAUGUCCGUUGAGGAGUACCAGGCGUCACAGGGUGAUGCUGCUGCAGGCGGUGCUCCACCACCCCCACCACCUCCACCUGCUCCUGUUGCGCCUCCACCAACCGCAGCCACUCCUGUUGCUGCCGGUGGUGUUGCCGCCGUGUUCGCAGAUCUCAACCGGGGCGAAGAAGUUACAAAGAGUCUGCGGAAGGUGGAUAAGAGCGAGAUGACGCACAAGAACCCCUCACUGAGGGCUGGCAGCACCGUGCCAAGCACGACGGGCUCAGGUAAGGCACAGUCACACAAGAAACCGGUGAAGCCCAGCAAACCUCAGGCACUUGCGGGCAAGAAACCAGCCAAGUUCGAACUUGAGGGCAGCAAAUGGGCCAUCGAAUACCAAGAGAACGAGUCGCAUCUGGUGGUCGAAAACACAGAGAUCAGCCAGACUGUCAAUCUCUACGGCUGCAAGAACUCGACCAUAGUCGUCAAGGGCAAGGUCAAUGCAGUCACCAUGAUAAACUGCACGAAGACCUCAAUCCUUGUGGAAUCGGUCAUCUCGGCCAUUUCUGUGACGAACUCGCCCUCGUUCGCGCUGCAGGUCACGGGCUCUGCGCCGACAAUUCAGCUCGACUCGACAGACUCGGGGCAGAUCUACCUCUCGAAGAGCUGCCUCGGCGUCGAGAUCACGACGGCUAAGUGCAGCAGCAUCAACGUCAGCCUGCCGGCCGAGGACGAGGAGGAUGGCGUGUUCCACGAGCACCCCGUGCCGGAGAUGUUCAGGACCGUGAUCAAGGAGGGGAAGCUAGUCACAACUGCUGUGGAGCAUGCUGGAUGA
Messenger RNA from Laetiporus sulphureus 93-53, 1548 nucleotides. RefSeq names its product cyclase-associated protein. Gene Ontology annotation, molecular function: actin binding; adenylate cyclase binding. NCBI's taxonomy places the organism in Eukaryota, Fungi, Basidiomycota, Agaricomycetes, Polyporales, Laetiporaceae. Gene Ontology annotation, biological process: regulation of adenylate cyclase activity; cytoskeleton organization. Bases 1 to 1548 code for a protein of 515 amino acids. Gene Ontology annotation, cellular component: cytoplasm. The record is from RefSeq and is a predicted model, not a curated record. The transcript has 9 exons.